AAGAGAUCAGCCCUUCCACAGAUUUGGAAUGAAUUUAACAGGAGAAUGUUGUGAGAGAUACAAGUCUUCCUGCACUGCCUUUUAUUCAGAUAUUCUUAGAUAAUGGCGACCAUGGAACCUUUUAGAGGGCAAGGAGGCAUUCAGAUGCUGCUAACUGCAGAACAGGAGGCCCAACACAUAGUUUGCAGUGCAAGAAGCUUGAAGAUGGCUAGGCUGAAGCAAGCAAAAGGAGAAGCUGAAAAGGAUGUGGCCCUUUAUCGCUCCCACAUGGAAACUGAAUACCAAAAGAAAAUUUCCGAGACAAGUGGAAGCUCCGGAAACACUGUGAAAAAGCUUGAAGAGGAAACUGAAAUGAAGAUUAAAAACUUGGAGGAAUCAACCUCGAAGGUAUCAAAAGAAAUAGUCGACAUGCUCAUGAAGCACAUUACAACUGUGAGGACUUGAUACAUGGAGAACACAAUACGAAGCCGGACAAGAGAGUUAUUGCAACACAUGAAGGCAGAACUUGGUGCCCAAAAUUUUAUUCCAUCUGUGUCUUUGAGUGAAAGCUCUUUCUAUCUCACAUGCACACAACUUUGAGAUAUUUGUUUAAUUGUUCUGUAAUUGGCAAUCUUUGGCACUGAAAAUAACUCUUGUUUUAAAAGAGCCUCUUAACAUUUA
This is a messenger RNA of Theobroma umbraticum, 660 nucleotides long. RefSeq names its product V-type proton ATPase subunit G1-like. The record is from RefSeq and is a predicted model, not a curated record. Lineage: Eukaryota; Viridiplantae; Streptophyta; Magnoliopsida; Malvales; Malvaceae. Gene Ontology annotation, cellular component: vacuolar proton-transporting V-type ATPase, V1 domain; vacuolar proton-transporting V-type ATPase complex. Gene Ontology annotation, molecular function: ATP hydrolysis activity; proton-transporting ATPase activity, rotational mechanism. Gene Ontology annotation, biological process: proton transmembrane transport.